Molecule: messenger RNA, 258 nt
Organism: Parnassius apollo (apollo)
Lineage: Eukaryota; Metazoa; Arthropoda; Insecta; Lepidoptera; Papilionidae
Source: the annotation of a GenBank genome assembly
AUGGAUAUUGAAAACAUGCUAGUUAUUUUAAGAGAAGACUUGAGAGAAGAGCUUUCUGAUUGCGUACCUGCACCUGCCUCGGGAGUUAUUAUAACAGCAGAAGACUUUAAUGAUGGCAAUGAUGACCGUUUAUCGGACAAUUCACAAGAAGUUUUACAUGUAAUUCCUGAAAAUAAGAAUAUUAAACAAAACAGGAUGGUAUACACUGAUGCUGAAAUAGCGAAGUUUUUGACUGAAUUUGAUACCUCUGACGUUUAA